This is a messenger RNA of Dermacentor albipictus, 3299 nucleotides long. The record is from RefSeq and is a predicted model, not a curated record. NCBI's taxonomy places the organism in Eukaryota, Metazoa, Arthropoda, Arachnida, Ixodida, Ixodidae.
CCCCCCCCCCCCCCCGGCUGCCGGGGUUCGAGCGAGAGUGCCUCGAACGGCGGCCAGCCGCCGACGACGCCGUGGUCCCACCGUUGCCGAGCAGAGAUGCGUCGUCGUGUCGCCUGAAGGGACGUGCGGCGACGAGGCUCCUCUCGCGCCGACGAGUUUGCUCACACCCUUUUCUUUCUCGAGGCCCGUGCUCUUGUGCAUCACCUUCCGUAACUGACGCGAUAGCCCUGUCCGUGUGCGUGCGUGAGUCGCGAGCGCGCGACUGAGUGGUGUCAUCGUCGUGUGAUUGUUUGUUGUUUGUUUAUUGUGAAGUUUUUUGAACGGUGUCAGAAGAGGACGAGUCGUCGAUCGUCACCGUGACGCUGCCGCCGUGUUUGUGUAGUGACCGUGAUUUCGCGGCGUCGAACGAAAGGAUGGUGUUUCGUGUUGACUAGUGAAACAGACGUGCGCGCGUUGUGACGACGCCGUUGACGAUUCGAAACCGUGACGCACCCCGCGCUCCCAAGUGUCGUUGUCGUCGUCGUCGUCACCUGGAGGGAGAACCAUUUGAAUCCUCGAAGCAUUCGCGAAGAAUCGAGGUCAACCGGGUGAAGGCGUUACGAGAUACCGCGAUUCGUAACUUGGCUGAGAGGGGAUGUCAUCUCCCUCCCACUGAAGGUAGCUUUCCGCACAACGACGUCGACAGCGAAAGCGAUAUCGUCGAAGUUCGGUCAACGAACAUCCACGUGACACGCUGCGACGACCACGGUAUCGGCUGUGGCUUUGUCGAUGGCUUCUGAGAAGCUCGUCGGCCUCCGUUGAAAUCCACAGGUGACGGCGACGCGCGGUAUACCCGCGCGCGCGCGCGUCUUAUCCAUAAUCGGCUCUCAUUUUAGCGAGAGAGGCGAAUCGACGCGUGACCGCGAAAAACGCGCGCGCGCUUCAAGUUCGCCGUCGAUCAGGCAGCGGCAACAAUGUACCGGGACGGUGAAGUGAUCCUCGAAGUGGAAUGCGGCGGCAACAAGGGGCUGCUGUACCUGUCGCGCCUCUGCCAGGGUUCGAAAGGGCCGUGCAUUCUCUUCAGGGAUACCUGGCUGACCCCGAACGAGUUCCAGUACGUGAGCGGACGUGAAACGGCCAAGGACUGGAAGCGCAGCAUUCGCCACCAUGGCAAGUCGAUGAAGUUGCUGCUGGCCAAAGGCGUGCUCUCGGUGCACCCGCCGGUCUGCGACUGCUCGGGCUGCAGGAUCGGAUCACCUCUGCAGCAGUCUCUGGGCAGCACCGUCGGCGGCCUCCGCAGCGACCGGCUCAUAUCGGGCGGGGAGGCGGCCAAGCGGGCCGGAGCGGGAGGCCAGAGCCCCUCGGAUGGCCACAGCCUCGCCGCUGCCUCCGCCGGUGGGGCCGACGACCACGCCGAGCUGCAGGGCGGCGCCUCGACGCAGCUGCAGUCCUCCUCAGCAGCCGCAGCAGCAGCAGCCGUCUCAGCAGCAGUCUCGGCCGCGGCGGCGACCGCAGCGUCGUCUCCCGCCUCGCUGCUGGCGUCGCUGAACGCCGGGGCCGCCCUGCUUGCCGCCCGGCAGUCGCAGCAGCAGCAUCAUCAGUCGCCCAACCUCCUCCUCGGGUCCGCCUUCAACGCUAUGGAAGCGGCUCGCAAACACUCCCUAGCAGACAGCGCGAGUCCAGAGCCAAAACGCGAGAGCCGCCUCACGUCCAUCAUCGACCAGCUGCUGAUCAACAAGACCAAGGACUACUUGCAGCAGUGCAGCGAUCUCACGAAGAGCACCAACCACCACAACAACAGCAACGACACUUCCCAGUCGCCGGCGCUUGACCCAGGCACGCAUAGCAGCCAGCCGUCGAGCCCCCUGUCCCGCAACUCUGCCGGCACCGGCGCCGAGAACACCGACCGGCUCGAUAGCGACGUCUCGGACCGCCUCAGCAGCAGCAUCGCCUCGGGAUCUGAGGAAGAGCCGCUCGACAAACCGGCGGCGGCGAGCAGCGGCGCGACGAGCAACGGCGGUGUCGUGGGCGUCGGUCCGGCGGCCGGCGUGACGACGGCGAGCCGACGCAAGCGGUCGUCGGCGGCUGCGUCGCAGCUCCUCCCGGUCAACGGGACGGCGCUGCUGACGCACCCGGCCAGCGACAUCAAAGUGGAGAGGCUGUCGCCCGAGUCGGACACGGCGUCGCCCCAGUCCUCGCCGUCUCCGGCGCGGGUGUUCCCGCCCGGACUCGGUUUCGUGUUGGGCCUGCGGCCGGGCCUCGUGCCGGGACACCCGUUCCCGCCGGGCGUGAUCGCGGCCGCCGCCGCGCAGGCCGCCGUCGACAGGCAGACGCUGGCCGCGCCGGCGCUCAAGCAGGUGGAGAUGAUGACGAGGAACUACUCGGACUUCAUGAGGUCGCUUGCUGCCAAGUACAACAACCCGACCGGACAGGACGGGUUUGGUUUUAGCCCGAGCAACGGAGCCGUGCCCCCGGGCCUGCUUCGAGGCUUCGAGCCUCCGUUCCCUUUCAAGGCGGCGGGAACGCCUCCGCUGCAGACGUCGGGUCGCCAGAGCGCAGGCCGCGACGGCGGCGGCGGCGGCGGCGGUGUCAACAACAACGCCGCGUCGCACGCGGCCAACGCCGCCGGAGGAGGCAACGUCGACUCCGACUCCGCGGGCCACGCGACGCCCAACCACGGCCUGCCGCCCCACCACGGAGGAGGCCCCGUCGCCUCCGCAGCGCAGCCGCGCGCCACGCCACCGCUGAAGCCGUCGUCGGCCACGUCCUCCCCGCCGUCGGCGCUGCUGGAGCCGCAUCGGGGAAGCGCGCCCUUCAACCUCUCGGACUUCUCGUCGUCUCAGACUCUGCUGAACCUCGUGAGGACCGCGAGCGCACAGAGCGCCUCCCAACUCGAGACCUAUCUCCGCGGCGCCGUCAAGAGACCGCACGACGGGGAGCCCGCGAGGGCCGACCCCCUGGACCUGUCGCUAGGCGGCACGGCAGUCAAGAGACCCCGGUCCACGGACAGCCCGCGCUCCUCCUCGGGCUCCAAGGAACCCGCGGACGACGCGCGGACGCCGCCCCGCAAGCAGGCGACGUCUCCGUGGCUCUUGCAGUUGGAGGGCGCCCGGGGCGCGUCCAAGUCGCCCAAGCUGCGCUGCGGCUCCGUCUGCUCGGAUCAGGCGUCGUCGUUGCAUUCGCCGUGCAGCGGCGCCGUGGGCACCACCACCACGACCGAGGGCGGUCAGCAGCAGCAGCAGCAGCUGGUCGCCAAGUGGACGGUCGACGACGUGGUCCAGUUCGUCGCCUCGGUCGAGUCCUGCCAGGAGUACGCCGAG